AUGCGCUUCAGGGCGUACUCUACAGACAGCGAGGGGGAGCUCUCCUCUGACGACGAUGCGAAGCGCGUAGACGACGAGGUGGGGACCGCGUCCGACGCGUCGGAGGACGAACAUCGCCCUGCAACUCGACCACGAAGGCGCGACGACUCGCCCAUCUCUGAGCCAACAGAGCCAGAGCCAGAGGAGUCUGAAGAGGAACCGGUACCUCGAAGACGGCCCGUGGUGCAGUUCGACCCAGCAGUCAAGUCUCCGCCGCUUACCCAGCGCGCUCCCGUGAACCUGACGAUCACAUCAUGGGCGAGGGACCGAGGGAUCGAGCCGCAGAAGAUGCACGUCAUGCAGGCCGCGUUGUUUCGGCAACCGGAGGAGGAGGCUGCGAUGAAGGCCGCGUCGCAGGCGCCACAGCCGCGUCGAAAGGCCUCCGUGUUCGCGGGCUUGAGCCGAAAGCAUAGCAGGGAUUCGGAAGGAGAGGGAUUGCGGACGGAGCUACGUCAGCGCGCCUCAUUUGCACAAGACCUUGAACCAACGCCCUACCGACCAACUCGAAAGUACGCACGCGUAGAAAGUUCUGCGUCUGCAGUGACUGGCACCGAGGGCGCAUUCGUAGACGCAGGACUCGCCUUUGGGCGUUCGUUCCGCGUUGGUUGGGGCCCUGGAGGCACUCUUGUUCACCUGGGUACCCUUUGUAGUCCGCACAGCACACCGGGAAACUCGGCAAAUUCCUCAAUCCUGCGCAAGACUGUCGUCCCUCUUGUGGCAGGACUUCCGGCGCAAGCGGGCGAACAUGCAUCAAAGCUGCUCUCACAUCACUUAAGCUCCUCACCGAUCGAGGCGGACGAAGAUGGUGUGCCUUUUGCAAACCCGUCUCGAGGGCUCACUUUCUCCUCGUUCGCCGCCCUGUUCCCUAUCACCGACCGCUCAUUCGAGGCAUGCUUGUUCCGCUUAGGUCGAGCGCUGUUCGACCCGAUAGAUCUGCGCCUGGCGGAGCCUAUUGGGGUCGACAUCCGCAACCGGGUGUACGCAUUACGCCGCAAGGCCGCGCUCUCGAGUUGGUUACAAACCGCAGUGGCGGCGUCGGUGGACGCGGACCUGCGCGAAAACCCUGGCGCAGACUGGGCGUUUACUGCCUUUACGCUGCUCUCCGGGAAUCAAGCUGAGAAGGCGUGCGAGAUCGCCAUGGAUAGCGGAAAUGUCAAACUCGCUACUCUCAUCUCGCAGUACCCUGGCGAUGACGUAUUCCGAGACGAUGUGCGGACACAGCUAAAUGUGUGGCGCGACUGGAACAUCGACGCCCAUAUCAGUGAAAGCACGCGCAGGAUAUACGCGCUGCUCGGAGGUAUUGUGGAUAAUCUAGAAGGAUCCAAGGGCGUUGGACUUGAACAGUGCCCCGACCUUUCCGUCCCGAAAGGCCUGAACUGGAAGCGAGCAUUUGGUCUUCACUUGUGGUACGGCGAGCCAUUGGAGUCUACCGUGGCAGACGUUUUCCAGGCGUACGAACAACACUGGAGGAACACGCACGGAGAAGUUGCCUCACCUGUUCCUUGGUACGUGGAGCAGCCCGACCGCGACACAGGACUCGUCCCGUGGAAACAAGCUUCGUCCGCCAACCCUCCGGACGCGCUGUACUCUCUCAUCAGACUAUACGCCGACCCUGCGUGUUCGCUGUCUACGGUUCUGACGCCGCUGUCGUUCAACGCCUCCCCCGCGGACUAUCGCCUUCCAUGGCAUCUAUACGUCAUAAUGUCGCGAUGUCUGCGCGUCCGCGACUUCGCCGAUCGGGGGAAUACUGGCAUCGCAAUGGGCGAAGAUGCAGUUGACGCAAGUGAGGACGAUGAGCCAUCGGUGGAGGGCCAUAGCCCGAGCGCAGACCUCUUGGCGAAUAGCUAUGCGUUGCAACUAGAACAACAAGGCCUGAUUCAAGAGGCGGCCUUUGUGUUGUUACAUAUCGAGGGCUCCGCGGGACGCGUCAAGGCUAUCAAGGAGCUUCUGGGUCGCUCCGCCGCUCUACUGGAUGAUUGGAUGACUCGCGGGCUUGUAGGCAGUCUGAAGUUACCGCUGGCCUGGAUCAACGAAGCCAAGGCUAUGUACGCGUUGGACUGCGGCGAUGUUUACGGCGCAUACGAGCUUUAUCUUUCCGCCAGCUUGUACAACGCCGCCCACGAUCUGGCUGUGCUUCAACUAGCGCCCGACGCUGUGAUCCGUGAUGAUCUCGAGCUGUUGAGGAGCUUGUUCGGAAAAUUCCUCGAUCAUCCUGUAGAUGACUGGCACGUCAGAGGCAAGGUCUUCCUGGACUAUGUCCAAGCCAUGACACGCUUAGAAGAACUCCGAGACUACCUCGAAGAAUUGAACACCGCUGUUCCCGAUGCAGCAGAGGCAGCAGAACUCGACCACCUUGCGCGAUUUGUUCCAAAACUCAUAAGCAUCCUCCCCGACGUACUACACGAUCAAUCAGACGUCCGGCAUAAAGCAGCCGUGGCAGAGAUGACCACACAGCUCACCACGCGUCUUGAUCGAGUAAGGCCUCUUGCUAUACACCAGUCUCCCGUGCGCAAUACCGCGUUGAACGACGGUCUGCGGCUACACAAUAUCCGUACGGCUGCAUAUGAACGCUUUUUGAGGACUAUCGAAGCUGCAUAA
Rhodofomes roseus is the source of this 2637-nucleotide messenger RNA. RefSeq names its product nuclear protein 96-domain-containing protein. The transcript is spliced from 7 exons. The record is from RefSeq and is a predicted model, not a curated record. NCBI's taxonomy places the organism in Eukaryota, Fungi, Basidiomycota, Agaricomycetes, Polyporales, Fomitopsidaceae. Bases 1 to 2637 code for a protein of 878 amino acids.